This is a messenger RNA of Thelazia callipaeda (thelaziosis nematode), 2583 nucleotides long. NCBI's taxonomy places the organism in Eukaryota, Metazoa, Nematoda, Chromadorea, Rhabditida, Thelaziidae. The record is from the annotation of a GenBank genome assembly.
AUGUUGCAUCAAUUAUUAGUUUUGAUUUUCAGAAGUCGAGUUGGUUUUCCCGCGGUGUCGCGGUGGACUUCAAAGGUUAGCAAAAUGACUGAAGCUGAGAAGAAGAGCUUUCUCGCUCUCGCAUGUGUUCGAGAAAUAUUAAAUAUGGAUUUUUGGCGGGCAGGAGAGAAAAAAUUACAGUAUCGUUUUGCCUUCAAAUUUAUAGAUAUCGAAAGGGUGUUUUUUAAACAUUCAAACAGGGAUCAGCAUGGGUCAGGAGUGCAAUAUCAUUUUGCGCUUGCAAGAGCAUUUCUAGCAUCACGCGCUCCUGGUAAACGACAGAUCAAGCCAAAUGCAAACGUUUUGCUCAACACUCUUCCGCUCAGCGAUAGUGAUGAAGACGACGACUUCGUUGUGGGGAAAGCUGAUGAAGAUUGUUCGUCCAAUUCCGAUUCUGGUUCUUCGAGUAGUGAUGGUGACGAAGAUGAUGAGCCAAAUGAUGCGCAGUCUUCACAUUCGAAUGGGUCUAUCUUGGAAGAAAGCCAAAAUAAGGACGUAACAUCUGAAAUGAAUUUCAUGGGAGCGAGUGGAUAUAAUUUUCAGUCGAAUCAUUUGAUUUGCACACUGUGCUUAAAUCUACGUGCUGUUGUGCGCAACGACGAAGUAAUUCAGUGCGAUAAAUGUGGAGUGGCAGUUCAUGAGAAUUGUUACAUAAUCGAUAAUCAAAGUGACUCAGAAAGUGAUGGUUCUAGCUCGUCAACUGAACCCUGGUUCUGUGAACCUUGCUUAUAUGGUCUUAAGGAGCCACCGUACUGCGAGCUGUGCCCAAAUCGAUUUGGUGCUUUCAAAAAAGCUGAUAUUGGUGGUGGCUGGGUGCAUUUACUGUGUGCGCUUUAUACUCAUGGUAUUACAUUUGGUGAUGUUGAGCGCUUAUCAGCUGUCAGCUGGCAAGAACAAGAUUAUAAGUUAUUUGGCAAAAAAGCUUGUGUCGCAUGUUCUGAUCCGUUGUUAGCACGUACUGGUAUUGCGGUACCAUGUGAUGCAGCACUGUGCAAAAACCAUCUCCAUGUUACUUGUGCACAGAAGCUAGGUUUGUUGGUCGAUAACACGGAGAAUACCAACCCUACAAAUUCAUCAGACACCAAAAAGAAAAAUAGUAGCUGUCUUACAUCGUGUGAUGUUGAGACCGUUGACCCACUUUAUUUGACUUGUAAGCGUCAUGGAAAUGAAGCUUUAAUGAGACAACGAAAAGCAGCAUGUGCUUUGGUAUACGCUCAAGAAGAAGCUCGUAUGUUGAAAAUUCGAAGACGAGUGUUGAAUGAUCGAGAAGAGCGAAAAAGAAUACAAAUGGCAGAAAGGCAUAAAAAGGCACUGAAAGACUUGGAAGGCAUCACAAUUGUGUGGCCUGAGAGCGACAACAAGCGUCCCCGUAUGCUUCAUACCAGUCCCCAGUAUCUCGAAUUAUUUUUGGAGAAGGCGGAAAGUAACGGAAAAAGUCGCCAGAAAUUUCUGGAAAGUUUUACCAGGGUUGAUGGUGCUCAAUUGCCGUACUUACCUCCCGGUUUUUCUAGUGAAUUUAUUGAGUAUUUCAAUCAUCGGGAAAACUAUAUUAUCGAGGAAACAAAGAAAGUAGAGACUUUGAAACGUAAAAAUGAAAGCUUAGAAACGGAACAUAAAAAACUUUUGGAACUAUUACAAGCAGAUGCGUCAAAAAUGUUUGCUGAUGAUUCAACUGUUAUACAAGACUGGUAUGACACACUUCAUGCUUUGGGACUUCGAAAACUUCCGAAAGAAAAGCCAACAGCACCUACAGAAAAUAAAACAAAGUAUCAAAAUCACAUUGCGAUUUUAAUAUGGAAAAGUAUGGCGAAAAAAGUAACAAGUGUGUCAAGUCCAGAUAAAUCUCAGAAGAAAGUUCAAAUUUCACCAAAACCGGCAGCCCAGAAAAACGAUAUAGUAAACAUUGAUAACGCGAAGGGGACCGACAUAAAAAUGAGUCUCUGCGAAAAAUGCAGAAAGUCUUUUAAGGAAUUUUUACAGAUAACUGAUGAAAACCCUAUGACGCAGUGCAGCGACUGUCUCAGACACUUUCAUUUGACAUGCUUAGAAUCGUCUUUAUUUGACUUAACGGAAAAUUUGAUUACUCAGGGUUGGAAGUGUUCGUUAUGUUCAAGUUCAAAUAAUGACGGAAAUAAUAACCCGGUAAAAAUAUUAAAUGCACAAAAUAAAGAACAACAUCGUGAUACGUUACCUGGCGCAAAGAAGGCAGAGACCUGCCGAAAAAAUUCCACGAAGUCUGCUUCUGUUUCUUUAAUGGACGAGACUGCUUCUACUGGCGCUUCUAGUGUUGCAAGCACUUCAGGUCGUUCUCCAACGACUGGAUCCCGUAAACGACAAAAUGCAGAUCGUAGAGCAAGAAAAACAGUUAGUAAUAGUAAUGGAGUUCAAUCAGAUACCAGUCCGAUCAAUAAAAGUCUUGAUGAGUCACCGACACCGGAAGUGGUUAAAAAAAAGCGCGAAUGUAGAGUUAAUUCGUUGCCACCUACAUUGCCAAAGCUUGAGUCAAAUGAAACUGCUCACUUAGAUGAUGUUGCUCAAAAUUAA